Messenger RNA from Cajanus cajan (pigeon pea), 1264 nucleotides. RefSeq lists its product as uncharacterized. The record is from RefSeq and is a predicted model, not a curated record. NCBI's taxonomy places the organism in Eukaryota, Viridiplantae, Streptophyta, Magnoliopsida, Fabales, Fabaceae.
AUAAUUAAAAAUAAAGAAAGGUUACUCUCUAAAAUAAUAGAGAAAUUAAAAGAGAAAAUAAAAGUUGGACGGCCCAACUUUUCCGACCUAUUUUUUUUUCCUGCAACCGUUCAAUCCAGCCGUCACCGCCUGCCUGUCUUCCCUCUUAGAAGAAGACAGGUCAGUAGAUGCCGAAGAAGACAGAGCCACCGUCGGAGAAGACAGAGCCGUCGUCGUAGGAGACAGAUUGACGGAUAUCCACCGAAAAAAGAAGAGAAAAUCUGUCGCCCACCCGCGAUCGCGCUGCCACGCUCCGCCGCAUUCGCGGCCGCUCCGACCUCUCCUUUAAAGCGCUCCGCAACAAACUUUCUGAAGCGGCACGGAGCCGCUCCGACGCGCCGCGGUAGCGGCCGCGACAAGCGCUAUUGACUACUAAUGAAAGAGUUCAGAUCUUAUAAUCCUCAAUUGGGUCGUAUGAAGGACAGACAACUGAAGAAAAGGUUGAAAUACAUGGUUGAACCAGAUCAAAAUUGCGAGACUAGGGUUGAAGAUGUUGCUUGCCUUUGCUCUCUUUCAGAGUCUGAGAUUGACAUGCUGAUUAGUUUGAAAUUGUUGAUCAUUCGGCGUGCAAAAAUGAUAGGUUGUAAGGAGCUAGCAAAUAAAUUCAACCUUAGAAUGAUUCGAGCCAUUGCACUUGUUUUGAUAGAACAUCUCAAAGCAGAGGUAAAAGAUUCAUCACUUAUCCCCAACAAGGUGAAUUCUACUGCAUUUCUAGAUGCUUCCAACCUAUUGAAAUGUAACAAUGAGGUUGAUGCAAACAUUGACGAGCUAAGUACUUGUCUCGAUGCUGAUAUACAAACAUUUCUUGGAAGUUCUCUGACAACCAAACAAAAGAAGCAGAAGGUUGGAAGCAGCGAAUAAAGAUUUGCUGUUUAUGGAGGGCCUAAAAUUUCUGAAUUUCUAGUUUAUGCUUGUGACAAAACAUGUACUUUUUGUUGUGGAAACUCUCAUUUAGAGUUUCUUCCUCAUUGCAGAAGUUGCAUGCAGGAGAAUGAGGUUAAGGAGUAUUGAUAUUAGGUUGCUCAUAGCUUUUAGUUCUUAGACAACUUUUUCCUAUUUGUGUAGGGGAGAAAUAAUAGCUGGAGCAGAUACCCUUGUAGAAAAUUGUUGCAAGGAUGUGUAGCGUACUCCAUUUUUUCGGGUAAUUUUACAUUAUUUUAUGUUUUAUUUGUGAAGAAACAAAACUUAAUGAGAGGUGGAACAAAUUUUCGUUUUCUUGAACAAA